AUGUUAAUCAACUAAUAAGGGAAGUUAUAUGGGAAGAAUAACAUGAAAACUGGAUUAUGUUCAUAAAUACAAGUAUUUCCAAGUCAAUAUGCUAGAUUCGUUUCUACAUCUAUCUCUGCAGUGAAAUGAAGUUUACAUCUUGA
Paramecium primaurelia is the source of this 143-nucleotide messenger RNA. Lineage: Eukaryota; Ciliophora; Oligohymenophorea; Peniculida; Parameciidae. The record is from the annotation of a GenBank genome assembly.